AUGGUAGGCGGAGUAGAGCAGAAAGAAUUCAGACAUAUGCAUGUGGCGCUCGCUUCCACACAUGUCCAUGGGCAAAACUUCUACCUUGACCUCCACCCUCUACACCUGUCCACUGUAGAAAUAGGUGAUAAGUGGAGCUCCUCAGGAAAGACUGAAACAAAAAGUUCUCCACCAGACCAGAGUAAACACCAGGAAGGAAGGGACGUGCUGUGCCUCAGCACAGAUUCACCUGUGAAGGAAGUCGAGAAGGACCCCCGCAGGCCCAGAGUGUGCAGGAGCUGCAAGGGUGAGGGUAGAACCGGGCAGAUUAGACGCGGCAAGAACUGGGGAGAAGAGGCAGCACCACAGAGCCCGGCAGACCGCCUCCGUCUGUGCGGGCUAGAGAUGCUGCUGUGGGCCGGAUGGGUCCCCUGGACAUGGAUGAGACAGAAUGGGAUAGUCGGUGUUUGGACAAUCCCAAGGGAAGACCCAAAGAUACGGCUGACAUGGGGUGGAAUGGAGGAUGUCGCUGAGGAAGAAGGUGGAGACCUGGCCCAGCCGGGCAUCAGCUUUCCAGGGCCAGCAGAGGAGGAUCUAGACCAGCAGUACUCAUGGUCACCAACUCAGCACUUCAAUGAAGAAAGAUACUCCCCUGCUCCUAGGAAUAUGAAAGGAUUAUCUGGAAGUCGAACUCAACCACAGUUGUGUUCUGGUCAUACUUGUGGCUUAACGGCGCCUGACGACUGUGAGCAUAGCCAUGAGCACAUCCACCAUGGGCAGGAGGCCAGGCAGUCCUACCUGCUCAGCCCGACGGAGAGCUGCCCCCUGGACCACCACCGCUGCUCCCCCCGGAGCUCCAUCCACUCAGAGUGCGUGAUGAUGCCCAUGAUGCUGGGCGACCACAUGUCCAGCAGCACCUUCCCCAGGAUGCACUACAGCUCGCACUACGACACGAGAGACGACUGCGCCAUGUCUCACGCCAGCACCAAAAUUAACCGCAUCCCAGCCAAUCUCUUGGACCAGUUUGAGAAACAGCUCCCUCUCCACAGGGAUGGGUUCCACACGUUACAGUACCAGAGGACUUCAACUGCCGCAGAGCAGCGCAGCGAGAGCCCAGGGAGGAUACGACACCUCGUCCACUCUGUCCAAAAACUCUUCACCAAGUCGCAUUCCUUGGAAGGCUCUUCCAAGAGCAAUAUCAAUGGGACGAAGGGUGACAGCAGGGUGGACGACCACCACCAUGGCCACCACUCUAAACACAGUAAAAGGAGUAAAAGCAAGGAGCGGAAGCCCGAGGGCAAGCACAGAUCCGGCAUGAGCAGCUGGUGGAGCUCCGACGACAACCUGGACAGUGACAGCACCUACCGAACGCCCAGCGUGGUCAACAGGCACCACAUGGAUCACAUUGCCCACUGCUACCCUGAGACACUGCAGAGUCCCUUUGGGGACCUCUCACUGAAGACUUCCAAGAGUAAUAAUGACGUCAAGUGCUCAGCCUGCGAGGGCCUCGCCAUGACCCCGGACACCAAGUACAUGAAACGGAGCUCCUGGUCCACACUCACGGUGAGCCAGGCCAAGGAGGCCUACCGCAAGAGCUCCCUGAACUUAGACAAGCCCCUGAUCCACCAGGAGAUCAAGCCUGCCCUGAGGCCGUGCCAUUACCUCCAGGUGCCUCAGGAUGAAUGGGGAGGGUACCCCACUGGGGGCAAAGACGAGGAGAUCCCCUGCAGGAGGAUGAGAAGCGGGAGUUAUAUUAAAGCCAUGGGAGAUGAGGAGAGCGGAGAGUCAGACUCUAGUCCCAAAACAUCACCAAAGGUCGCAAUCCGCCCGGAGCCCCUGCUGACAUCCAUUGGACAGAGACCACUUGGAGACCACCAAACCCAGAGCUACCUGCAAGCUGCAAGUGAUGUCCCUGUGGGUCACAGCCUGGACCCCUCUGCCAACUACAACUCCCCAAAAUUCCGCUCGAGGAACCAGAGCUACAUGAGGGCCGUCAGCACCCUGAGCCAGGCCAGCUGCGUGAGCCAGAUGAGUGAAGCGGAGAUCAAUGGGCAGUUUGAGUCAGUGUGUGAAUCUGUCUUUAGUGAAGUGGAAUCUCAGGCCAUGGAUGCCCUUGACCUCCCUGGAUGUUUCCGAACAAGGAGUCAUAGUUACCUUCGAGCCAUUCAAGCUGGUUACUCCCAAGAUGAUGAAUGUAUCCCCAUGAUGACACCCUCCAACAUCACCUCAACCAUCAGGUCAACAGCAGCUGUCUCAUAUACGAAUUACAAGAAAACACCCCCACCGGUACCUCCUCGGACCACCUCCAAGCCUCUGAUCUCGGUGACAGCUCAAAGCAGCACUGAGUCCACCCAGGAUGCCUACCAGGACAGCCGCGCCCAGAGGAUGUCCCCGUGGCCCCAGGAUGGCCGUGGCCUCUACAACUCCACAGACAGUUUGGACAGCAACAAGGCUAUGAAUCUAGCUCUGGAAACGGCUGCGGCCCAGCGUCAUGCCUCAGAUAGCCAGAGCAGCUCCGUGCGAACCAGUGACAAGGCCAUUCUGGUGUCCAAGGCUGAGGAGUUCCUCAAGAGCCGAUGCUCCUCCAUCGGAAUUCAGGAUUCUGAAUUCCCAGAGCAUCAGCCAUACCCAAGGUCAGAUGUGGAAACAGCUACGGAUUCUGACACGGAGAGCCGAGGCCUGCGGGAAUACCACUCUGUUGGUGUGCAAGUGGAAGAUGAAAAGCGACAUGGACGUUUUAAACGUUCUAACAGCGUCACGGCUGCUGUCCAAGCCGACUUGGAGCUGGAGGGCUUCCCGGGACACAUCACCAUGGAGGACAAAGGCCUCCAGUUCGGCUCAUCCUUCCAGCGGCAUUCAGAACCCAGCACCCCUACCCAGUACGGAGCGCUCAGAACUGUACGGACCCAGGGGCUCUUCAGUUAUAGAGAAGACUAUAGGACGCAAGCGGACACUUCAAACCUUCCCCCUCCUGACCCUUGGUUGGAGCCAUCCAUUGAGACAGUAGAAACUGGAAGGAUGUCUCCAUGCCGCAGGGAUGGCUCAUGGUUUCUGAAACUGCUGCACACAGAGACGAAGAGGAUGGAAGGCUGGUGUAAAGAGAUGGAAAGAGAAGCAGAGGAGAACGAUCUUUCGGAAGAAAUUCUCGGUAAAAUCAGGAGUGCUGUUGGGAGUGCCCAGCUUCUCAUGUCUCAGAAAUUCCAGCAAUUUUAUUGGCUUUGCCAACAAAAUAUGGACCCCAGCGCCAUGCCGAGACCAACGUCCCAGGACCUGGCUGGGUACUGGGACAUGCUGCAGCUUUCCAUCGAGGACGUCAGCAUGAAGUUUGAUGAGCUGCACCAGCUGAAGCUCAAUGACUGGAAGAUAAUAGAGUCACCAGAAAGAAAGGAAGAACGAAAGGUCCCCCCUCCAAUACCAAAGAAGCCCCCCAAAGGAAAAUUUCCUAUUACUAGAGAAAAGUCUCUCGACCUGCCCGACAGACAAAGGCAAGAAGCCCGAAGACGCCUCAUGGCCGCCAAGAGGGCCGCCUCGUUCCGCCAGAGCUCGGCCACCGAGCGCGCCGACAGCAUCGAGAUCUACAUCCCGGAGGCCCAGACCCGGCUCUGA
This is a messenger RNA of Cynocephalus volans (Philippine flying lemur), 3585 nucleotides long. RefSeq names its product DLG associated protein 2 (gene DLGAP2). Lineage: Eukaryota; Metazoa; Chordata; Mammalia; Dermoptera; Cynocephalidae. Gene Ontology annotation, molecular function: molecular adaptor activity. The coding region runs from base 1 to 3585 and encodes 1194 amino acids. The transcript is spliced from 13 exons. The record is from RefSeq and is a predicted model, not a curated record. Gene Ontology annotation, biological process: signaling. Gene Ontology annotation, cellular component: postsynaptic specialization; glutamatergic synapse.